UUAGGUUUUUUAAAUAGGGUUAUAAGAGGUAUUAUUAAUAUCUUAAAUAUAUUAAAAGUAUUAUAUAGAUAUAUAAGAGGGUUUAAGAGCUAG
This is a messenger RNA of Fusarium pseudograminearum CS3096, 93 nucleotides long. RefSeq lists its product as uncharacterized. The annotation marks the transcript as partial. The record is from RefSeq and is a predicted model, not a curated record. Lineage: Eukaryota; Fungi; Ascomycota; Sordariomycetes; Hypocreales; Nectriaceae. The transcript is spliced from 7 exons.